AUGUACAAAGUCGUCAUCGGUGUCAACAAGAUCUCCUUUCUUUGCCUCUAUCUACGCAUCUUUAUCACAACCAUCUUCCGUCGAAUCUGUUACUGCGGCAUUAUCAUUGUCUCCGCCUGGACCCUUUCCUACCUCCUCAGCACGAUCUUCCAAUGCAAGCCCAUGGCAUAUUUCUGGGACAAGACCAUCAAACACCCAAAAUGCGCGAACAACGAAGCUUUGUGGAUGUCAUACUCGAUCAUCAACCUCAUUCUGGACUUGUCUGUCUUGGCACUGCCCAUCUAUCCUCUCAGCAAGCUGAAGCUCACGCGUGACAAGAGGAUCGGUCUUUUCGUUGUAUUUAGUAUGGGAACUUUUGUUUGCAUAACCACCGUCAUCCGCACUUCUACGCUAGUCCAAUCAGCCAGCGACAAGGACCCGACUAGUGGCCCUAUCCCCGCCACAAUCUGGAGUGUUGUCGAAGCUAAUACCGGAAUCAUCUGUACCUGUCUGCCUGUCUUCAAACACCCGCUUCAAUUUUUCUUCCCACGUCUAUUCACCUCCGAGCCAGGCACAUAUCUUUAUAGUGACAAUGCUCCACGACGUACCGAGCAUGCUUCUGGUUCCGAACGAAAUCUCACCGAAAAUCACGACACAAUAUGGCGGGAUGACGUAUCAAACGAUGGAGUUGAGAUGCAACCCCAAGAAGUGAAAAAAGCAGAGGCCAAGAAUGCAAUUAAGAAAGUGACGGACUUCAAGAUCUCUUAUCAAUAUAAUCAGGCAUCGGAAUCGUCAAAGCGCCCGAUUCGGACAAUGGACUUUUGA
This is a messenger RNA of Penicillium canariense, 804 nucleotides long. RefSeq lists its product as uncharacterized. Lineage: Eukaryota; Fungi; Ascomycota; Eurotiomycetes; Eurotiales; Aspergillaceae. The record is from RefSeq and is a predicted model, not a curated record. The transcript has 3 exons. Bases 1 to 804 code for a protein of 267 amino acids.